UUACAAUGCCCGCUAUUGGGCGCGUGGGCUGGAGCCCCGGUCAAGUUUUGAUAAGGUUUAGCCCACAGAAGCCAGAAAUAAUCGAGGAACGCAAGAGCUCCGGACCACGGUGCCGCGUUGGCGUCGAAUUUGAUUUGUUCGCGCGACGCAGUUGCAAUCGGGGAACUUUUAAAUCUUUUUCACUGUAAUCAGGUUACUAGGAUAGAUGGGUCGCUCGCGCGCUUUCCCUCAUCCUCUUGACGACGAUCCUGGUCAAAGUAGGUCCAAGAGGAAAAGAACUACUUCAAGUGUAGAGAAUCUAGAGACUGCAUGUACCGGACUUAAUGAUGGGAAAUGGGGUUUAUACCACUGUAAUUAUUGCAACAAAGACGUCUCAGGGAAGAUCCGAAUUAAGUGCGUCAUGUGUCCUGAUUUUGACCUUUGCAUCGAGUGCUUCUCUGUUGGGGCUGAGUUGACACCUCAUAAAAGCAAUCAUCCAUACAGGGUUAUGGACAACCUGUCACUCCCACUUAUAUGUCCUGAUUGGAAUGCAGAUGAAGAAAUAUUACUUCUAGAGGGAAUUGAAAUGUAUGGGCUAGGGAAUUGGACUGAAGUUGCAGAGCAUGUUGGAACGAAGAGUAGAUCAGAAUGUCUUGGCCACUAUAAUGCUAUAUAUAUGAACUCCCCAUGCUUUCCUCUUCCUGACAUGUCUCAUGUCAUGGGAAAGAAUAGAGAGGAGCUCCUUGCUAUGACUAAAGAGCAUUGUGAAGCAAAGAAAGGAUUUCCUAUGCAUGGGGAACUUACUUUGAAAGAAGAGUCUCCAUUAUCUGCAAAGGAAAAGGUUGAAGGUCCAGCAGGUCGAUCCUCAUCUAGCACAACUGCUGUUGUAAGUUUUGGCAUGGGUUCCAGCAGUGGUAACACAUCUGCUAGUGCAGUUAAGAAAGCAUCUAAUGUGAACCAAAUUAGAGAUGAUUAUGAUGGUGUUAAAGUGGAAGCGGACUCACAAGCAGACAGGAGCAUAGGAGAGAAGAAGCCUAGGACUUCAGGAGAUGAGGGGCCUUCUUUGACAGAGUUUAGUGGCUAUAAUCCCAAGAGACAAGAGUUUGAGAUUGAAUAUGACAAUGAGGCUGAGCAGCUACUGGCAGACAUGGAAUUCAAAGACACGGACACUGAUGCUGAGCGUGAACUGAAACUGCGAGUGUUGCGUAUCUACUUGAAAAGGCUGGAUGAGAGGAAACGCAGGAAGGAUUUCAUACUAGAAAGAAAUUUACUUUAUCCAGACCCUUUUGAGAAGAACCUCUCACUUGAUGGGAGGGAAAUAUAUCAGCAAUUCAAAGUCUUCAUGCAAUUCCAAUCAAAAGAAGAGCAUGAGGCAGUGCUUAAGAGUAUCAUUGAGGAAUAUGAGAUUGGCGAAAUAAUAGAAGAUCUUCAGGAGGCACGGAAGGCUGGCUGCUGUUCAUCUGCUGAGGCGGAUGUAUAUAUUCAGCAGAAGAGGAAGAAGGAAGCUGAAGAAAGUGCUCGCAGGCUGAGGGAAAGUUCUCAAGCUGGUCCCAGUGGGAAACUCUUGCAGAAGGCAAAUCAUCCUAAAGGAGAAUUUGUGGGCAGUAGUCCUCGAGGAGCUGUAGGGGGAUGCAAAGGUCUAGAAACUGGUGGCAAUGAUUCAUCUGCAUCCUCUGUAGGAUCAACUAUCUCAAGACGCCUAGGUGAUUGGGACAUUACUGGACUUUUGGGGGCUGAUUUACUCUCUGAAAAUGAAAAACGGCUUUGUGGUGAGAUCAAAAUACUGCCUUCACAUUAUUUGAAUAUGCUGUAUAUUAUGUCGAUAGAGAUGAUGAAUGGAAAUAUUUCUCAGAAGUCUGAUGCGCAUUGCUUUUUCAAGGUUCACCCUAGCAAAGUGGAUAGAGUGUAUGAUAUGCUUAUGAAGAAGCGGAUUGUACGGUCGUGACGACACAAUUUUUUUAGUUCAUUUUUCGUGCACCUUGUGAAGAAUUAUUGCAACCUGAUAGACAAUUUUUAGGGCCCAAGGUUUCUUUAGACGCCUGCUUGACUGCUACUGGAUGGGGUUGUCAGUAGUUGGGUAUUAGGAAAUGUAAUUGUGUAAUAACACGAGAAUACUAGGAGAUUAGAACGAGUUAGGCGGUCUCUCUCGCCAUACAUGAUCCAAUGGCAUCUUGUAACGAGAUAACAAAAAAAAAAAAAAAAAUUAGGUUAAACACUUGCAAGCAAACUUUUUCACAUGGAGCAAAUAAGAUUGAAUCUUGGUGGACCA
This is a messenger RNA of Malania oleifera, 2248 nucleotides long. RefSeq names its product transcriptional adapter ADA2-like. Gene Ontology annotation, molecular function: transcription coactivator activity; chromatin binding; zinc ion binding. Gene Ontology annotation, cellular component: nucleus. The record is from RefSeq and is a predicted model, not a curated record. Lineage: Eukaryota; Viridiplantae; Streptophyta; Magnoliopsida; Santalales; Ximeniaceae. Gene Ontology annotation, biological process: chromatin remodeling; regulation of transcription by RNA polymerase II. The coding region runs from base 206 to 1924 and encodes 572 amino acids. The transcript has 14 exons.